Dovyalis caffra is the source of this 990-nucleotide messenger RNA. The record is from the annotation of a GenBank genome assembly. Lineage: Eukaryota; Viridiplantae; Streptophyta; Magnoliopsida; Malpighiales; Salicaceae.
AUGGGUUCUUGUAAAUUUUCCAUGUUUAGUUUGCUUUGUUUGAUCAUUAUUUCGUUGCUGGUUUCUGGGGAAGAAAUAAGUCCCCAGCUUGUUAAGGAGAGGAUUUCAUUGCUUUCUUUCAGGUCUGGUAUUGUAUUAGACCCUGAAGGUGCACUUGAGAGCUGGAACUCUUCAGGCAUUCAUCUUUGCAACUGGACAGGAGUCAAGUGCAACAAUGCUAGUGAUCGUGUAAUACAGCUUGACCUUAGUGGCAAGUCACUUCGCGGCAGGAUCUCUCCAGCUCUUGCGAAUCUUUCUUCUUUGUUGGUUCUUGAUUUGUCAAGGAACUUCAUUGAAGGACACGUUCCAGCGGAGUUGGGUUAUCUUUUCCAGUUAAGACAGCUCAGUUUAUCAUGCAAUCGUCUCGGAGGAGACAUUCCCAAAGAGUUGGGAUUUCUUCACCGAUUAGUAUAUCUUGAUUUGGGAAGUAACAAGCUUGCCGGUGAUAUUCCUGCACUACUUUUCGGCAAUGGGUCCUCUUCUUUGGAGUAUAUAGACCUUUCUAACAAUUCUUUGACAGGAAAAAUCCCUUUGAAGAAUGAUUGUGAGCUUGGUGCUUUGAGGUUUCUUUUGCUUUGGUCGAACAGACUAGUCGGCGGGGUCCCUCCAGCACUUUCUAACUCCACCAAUCUUGAAUGGCUCGAUUUGGAGUCAAAUAUGUUGAGUGGGGAAUUGCCAUCAGAGAUUGUACGUAAAAUGCCGAAGCUACAGUUCCUCUAUUUGUCUUACAAUGACUUUGUUAGCCAAGAUGGUAACACCAAUCUUGAACCCUUUUUUGCUUCUUUAGUUAAUUCUUCUAACCUUGAAGAACUUGAAUUAGCCGGAAAUAACCUUUACGGAGAGAUACCUCCUAUUAUUGGUGAUCUUUCUACCAAUUUUGUACAGAUUCAUCUAGAUGAGAAUCUUCUCUAUGGCGCUAUCCCCCUCACAUUUCAAACCUUGUCAAUCUGA